AUGGCGAAACAUAAUAAGUCCCUCUCUUUGGUGUUCAUCUACGUCGCCGCAUUUCUGUGCAUUAUAAAAGUAGUUGCCGGAGGCUGUUUCUGGUCAAGUGGGUGGUUUAUCAACGUUUGCAAUUUAAUCCCAAAUGAAAAAGUUCUUGUUCAUUGCAAAUCAAAAGACAACGAUAUUGGUGGCCCUCAAACAAUUGGAUGGAACGAAUCCGUUCAUUGGCAAUUCUGUGAGAAUAUCGUCUCUCCCAGUACUCUUUAUUUCUGCCAUGUUUGGUUGGGAAAUUCCGAACAAGUUUUUGAUGUGUUCAACGGCGAAUUGAAACAUCAGUGUAUCGAGAAAGAGAAGAAAGACUACUGGAGAUGCACUUGGUUGAUCAAGAAGGAUGGGUUUUACCUCAUAGAUCGCACUACUGGUGGUCACAAUGACGUUAAAAAGCAUGAUUGGAAGCCCAUUGGAUCCGCGUAA
Molecule: messenger RNA, 465 nt
Organism: Lactuca virosa
Lineage: Eukaryota; Viridiplantae; Streptophyta; Magnoliopsida; Asterales; Asteraceae
Source: the annotation of a GenBank genome assembly